AUGGAUUCUCAGAUCCCCUUCAUGGAUUUGAUGAAUGAUGGGUCAACUGCAUAUGAGGCUGGCUAUGGUGGGAAUUACAAUAGUUUAGGUGUUGGAGGGGAUGGAGAUGAACGGGAGGACAACAACGACGAAGAAAAGGGUAGCAAGAGGCUACCAUGGACCGAAGAGGAUAACAUUCGAUUGAAAAUGGAUCCUGAAGGUGCAAUUGCCAACGGAAGCAUACACUUGCAAUGGACUGAAGAAGAAGACCUGCAACUGAUCUUUGCGUGGUUAAACAACUCAAUUCAGGCUAUCGAUGAAAAUUUAGAGGAUUUGUGGAACCAAAUCGCCAACGAUUUCAAUGAAAAUAGUCUUCAUGAACGACGGAGGCAGUCAAUCCAAUGCAAGCGACACUGGUAUAAGCUGAAUAAUAGAAUUGUCCUAUUUCAUAGUAUGUGGCGUAGGGUGAGAGAUUUGUACAUUACUUGCAGAUCUAGUGAUGAAUUAGUGUCUAGAGCACUUGAUAUGUACAGGUCAGAAACAAACAAGUCCUUCAAAGAUCUGAACUCAUGGAGUGUGCUAAGGAAUGAGCCCCAUUGGAACUUGAUCAACUUCCAGUGA
Molecule: messenger RNA, 600 nt
Organism: Triticum dicoccoides
Lineage: Eukaryota; Viridiplantae; Streptophyta; Magnoliopsida; Poales; Poaceae
Product: glutathione S-transferase T3-like
Exons: 3
Coding region: 1-600 (199 amino acids)
Source: RefSeq, a predicted model, not a curated record